This is a messenger RNA of Heterocephalus glaber (naked mole-rat), 5850 nucleotides long. RefSeq names its product G protein-coupled receptor class C group 5 member B (gene Gprc5b). The record is from RefSeq and is a predicted model, not a curated record. Gene Ontology annotation, cellular component: intracellular membrane-bounded organelle; plasma membrane; signaling receptor complex. Gene Ontology annotation, molecular function: G protein-coupled receptor activity; protein kinase activator activity; protein kinase binding. NCBI's taxonomy places the organism in Eukaryota, Metazoa, Chordata, Mammalia, Rodentia, Bathyergidae. Gene Ontology annotation, biological process: G protein-coupled receptor signaling pathway.
UCUGAGUGAGCUUCCCAAUCAGGACAUCUGGCAGGGUCCAGUGACGUCUUCGAAGGAUGGUCACACCUGGGGGAGGGGACGGGCUGUUUGCACCUGGUUUGUAAAGGCAAGGAUUCUGCUCAACACUCUUAUGGUGCACGGGACAGACUCCCACAGCAAAGAACAAUCCAGCCCAGACGCCAGCCGUGCCGGGGUUGGGAAAGCCUGGUCCACUGAUGAGCAAGAGAGACAGUGUCCCUGCCCUGCCACAUUUUGCAGAGAACAGACAGGAAGGGAGGAAAGGAAGAGAAAAAGCAACAAAGUAAAUUAGGGACAAAGAAAAGGGUCCGAGUUGAUUAGUGCUCGGGAAGGAGGCGGGGGCUGCAGUGGAGAGCAGUGGUGACGGGGCCUUGGCCAAGGUCGGGUCGAUGGGGCCAGCUUCCUGUGCAGGGGGCGAGGUGUCCAAGCCCAGAGAGCCAGAGGGAAAGGAGACUCGGGUCAGGCCAGCUUGCCUGGCAGCAAGGGAAAGCAGCAGGGAAGGUCUGCACACAGGGAGAGACGGAGGGGGGGUUCCAAGAUCCAGAGCCUCCGGAGCUCUUUGGAGGAGGUUGGGGUACGUGACGGGGAGCCAAAGCGUGCAGCCGAGGCAGACAGCUCGGAUAUCCAGUGGCCCCCAGGUAUUUACAGGGCUUCACUUCUGGGACCCCAUAGAUACCAGUGUCUGCAAUGCCAACACCGGAGGACGCACAGACCCCUUAUGGAAAAUGACAUAGCAGAGCAUUUGCGUAUAUGUAGCCUACUUACCUCUUCCUGUGCAUUUCAGAAGUCUACGUGAUCCCUAACACUAUGUGAAUGCUGUGCAAACAGCUGUUACGCUGUGUUGUUCAGGGAACGGUGACAAGGAGAAUGUAUCUGUGCAUGCUCAGGACGGUCACAAUGUGUUCCUCUCCAUAUUCUCCGUCCCAGAUUGGCUGCGUCCAGGGAGAGAGAAACGCCCUAGGUAAAAGGGCUGACUGCUACCCAGGGAAUAUGGGAGACUUGUGACAAGGGCUCCCUCUAGGGUCUGGGUUGUAUGGCCUGGCGGAAAUGUCACCCCCUGGAGGCCCUGUUUGUCACUUGCAAAAUGGAGGUCACAGUAGGCCCUACCUCAGGAGCAUUAUGAGGACCAGUCUUGCCCAGUGUUCAGGAAAUGGAAGCUGUCGGCUUUAAGAGACUGAGGGAGGAACGCGUGCUGUUCUUCGAGGGUGGUGCCUGGCUUGUGGCUGGCUCUUUAAAGUUUCGUCUUAUUCCCUUAUUUUGAAAAGGUCAGACGUGGCCUGGAGUAUCAGAUUGAAAGAACACAAAAGGGUAUACUGAGAAGGUGAGUCACCCCCCCGCCAGGUCCUCUAGCCAGGAGUGAUGGUGAUUCAGCGUUGGCCUGUACCCAGCCGAGGAUGCAGAUGGGAGAUAGAGCCCCCACAGAGAGCCCACAGUGCCUGGAGAAAGGAAGACGCUGGAUGUGUCUAGAGAACGUUCCUGGUGUCAGAGAGAAAGAUGAGAACCUAUCAGGUGCUCGCCUUCCUCCUGGUCUUGGUGAUCGCCUCUGUGGCCUCUGAAAACGCCAGCACGUCCCGGGGCUGCGGGCUCGACCUCCUCCCUCAGUACGUGUCCCUGUGCGACCUGGACGCCAUUUGGGGCAUCGUGGUGGAGGCGGUGGCCGGUGCAGGCGCCCUGAUCACGCUGCUCUUGAUGCUCAUACUCCUGGUGCGGCUGCCCUUCAUCAAGGACAAGGAGAAGAAGAGGCCCGUGUGCCUCCACUUCCUCUUCCUCCUGGGGACCCUGGGCCUCUUUGGGCUGACGUUCGCCUUCAUCAUCCGGAUGGAUGAGACUAUCUGCUCAAUACGCCGCUUCCUCUGGGGUGUCCUCUUCGCGCUCUGCUUUUCCUGCCUGCUGAGCCAGGCGUGGCGUGUGCGGAGGCUGGUGUGCCAGGGCACAAGCCCCGCAGGCUGGCAGAUGGUGGGCCUGGCACUGUGCCUCAUGUUGGUGCAGGUCAUCAUCGCCACCGAGUGGCUGGUGCUGACAGUGCUGCGAGACACGAAGCCAGCCUGCGCCUAUGAGCCCAUGGACUUCGUGAUGGCCCUCAUCUACGACAUGGUACUGCUUGUGAUCACCCUGGGGCAGGCACUCUUCACGCUCUGCGGCAAGUUCAAGAGGUGGAAGCUGAACGGGGCCUUCAUUCUGAUCACGACCCUCCUCUCUCUGCUCCUUUGGGCAGCCUGGAUCACCAUGUACCUCUUUGGCAACGCCAUGAUGCAGCAAGGAGAUGCCUGGAGCGACCCCACUUUGGCCAUCACGCUGGCGGCCAGUGGCUGGGUCUUCGUCAUCUUUCACGCCAUCCCCGAGAUCCACUGCACCCUCCUCCCGCCCCUGCAGGAAAACCCACCCAACUACUUCGACACGUCACAGCCCAGGAUGCGGGAGACGGCGUUCGAGGAGGACGUGCACCUGCCACGCACCUACAUGGAGAACCAGGCCUUCUCGAUGGACGAGCACAGUGCAGCUCUCCGAACAGCAGGAUUUUCCAACGGCAGCUUAGGAAAAAGAUCCAGUGGCAGCUUGGGGAAGAAACCCAGCAGCGGCUUGGGAAACAGACCCAGCGCUCCAUUUAGAAGCAACGUGUAUCAGCCAACUGAGAUGGCCGUUGUGCUCAAUGGUGGGACUAUCCCAACCGCUCCGCCAACUCACACUGGAAGACACCUCUGGUGAACAACUUUAAGUUCCAGAGAAUAAGAAUCUCUCUUACCAUUUCCAUUCCCUGGCCGUGUCUUUCUUGAGGGAGAAAUCAGUAACAGUAGCUGAGCAAGGCCGCCUCACAGCCAGGAGAGUUGGAAAUUCCGGCCGAGGGCCUUUCGUGUAAAUGUGAACACUGAUGAACUGAAAAGCUAACACCGACUGCCCUCCCCUGCCCUCCUCUGGCACACACACAGACACCUAAUGCCACACCAACCUUGGUCCCUGCAAACUAAAACAGAGCUCAUUGCAAAUAGUACUAGGCUCACUGGGAAAUGUGGCGAGGAAGACUGUUUCAUCCUCUGGGGGUGGAACAGAACUGAAUUCACAGCUUGUGAGCCAGGCUGAUGUUGGCCAGAUAGAGGGUGGGGGGCAGCCCAUCAAGCCCAUCCCUCCCCAGUAAGUGCCAGAUCCUGGUGGCCUCUUGGAGAUGACUGUGUCAUUGAGGCUUUUCGCUGGCUUGCCUGUUGGUUUGCACAUUUCAGGGGAGUUAUGCUAUGGGUGUGAUUCUAAGGUCAAUCGUGGGGGCAGUUUUAUAGCCAGAAGUGGUGUAGGAACCUGGCACGUGCCAAAGAGGACAGGCCCCCUGGGCCUUGAAGUGACCAUCAUCUCUCACUCUAGCACCUAUGACAAGAAAGCCAUCUGCCCCCUUCUCUGGGGAGCCCCAGAAAUAUCUAAGCAUGGUGGAGCCACAGUCCCUCCUGCUUCCUGCACUCAUGGGGGUCCCUUUCCCAAUUGUAUCCCCUUAUUCGUUCCAAAAGCUCAAAUGGAGCCAUGGGCUGGAAGCCCCUCUGAGAGGCAGAUUGGAAGGCCAGCGCCAUAGCAGAUUUUUCCACCAUGAUGUCACAUGGCAGGGCUGCCUGGAUUCCCAGUAGGGUGGAGAGGUGACGUCCUGCUGCCUACAAGCAGUGACCUCUUGGGUCUUUUCUAUGGAUUGGGAAAGUCCCCAGGUGGAGUGAAUCCCUUGAGGGUUUCUUGCUGCUUUGGGAGAAAGUGGGGGACAUUUUUCUCUUGCUUUUCUGCAGGUUUCAUGAAAAUGGCUCUCUUCAAAGCCCAUUAUUUCUACCAUGGUUUCCAUCUGUCCUAAGCAAGUCAUCCCUUUGUUACUUGGCAUUUCCAACAUCCCGGCCAUUAAAAGCCCCCAUGUUCUCUGCACUGUUUGGCCAGCAUAAUUGCUAGCAACGAGUCAGAGCAAAGAGUUUUAUCCUGACACGUGGAAUGUAUCAACAAGGGUGGGGCCUUUUCCAUAGACUCUAAUCACUACAUUGCUUUUUCUAUAAAACUACCCAUAAGCCUUUAACCUUUAAAGAAAAUGGAAAAGGUGAGUGUUGGGGGUGGGAGUGGGGGUGGAGGUCGGGGAACCCAGCCUCUUCAUCAGCCAGUACUUUUGCGCUGAGUGUGUUUUAAUAAACCUGAUUUGUCUUGAGGCCCUAGUCUCUGCUGUGUCCCCUCCCGGCCCCUACCUGUCCUUGGAGAGCACUGGGGGUGAGGCCAAUCUGGCCAGCCCCGCGUGCAGAUUUCCCUUACAGCUCCUGCAUUUCCUUGUGUUACCAAGCAUGGGGACAAGAGAGCAUGGCACCAAGAUGUCCCCUUUCCUGAGCUUCCCAGAGCGCCGACCCCACCCACAGCAUGUGCUUUGCUUCUAGAGAAUCUGAUCUGUCCUCUCUGCGCGAGCACCACCAUUGGGUGGGCUGAAAACUUGGAGUCUUGGGGAAGGGGAGGGAAGGAGCCAAGGCCUAGGGUGGGGUGGGGGUGGCUGCAUGCAGACCCAGCAUUCUGCAAAUAAAGAAGUCUCAGAACCCCUCGGUCCAGUCUGCGGGAAAAACGACAGCAUUGCACAUUCUCAUGCUAGGAAAUGAUUGCUCACCCCUGCUCUCUGGAGUCCUUUGGAGCUUUCUGAUACCAUCAGUGACUGGUCCGCAAGAGCCCCCCUUGCAGAAGGGAGGAGUUCGCAUGAUGGAUCGGGCCCCUCUAAGUUCUUUGUUGUCCACACGUAUAAGGUGAGCACUGUGUAAAUGGCUACCUGUGAAGAGCAGCAUUUCUGCAUCAUAAAAACAGAACCAACUUUGAGCCACGGGAAACCUCGCUGAAUGAGACCAUUUCUAUUUCUUUUUCUCCUUUUAAAUCUGAUAGGUUAGUGCUUCUGGCUUUUGUUUUAUUUUGGCUUUAAGGUUCAGGGUGGGCUGUGUGCUCUCACAGUGAGGGCCAAGGCAGGAAAGGGGAAUCUAUUUUUCUAACGGGUUCACUCAAGCACCAAGAGGAGGCUUUGCCCAGAGACUACUGCGUCUGGCUUCCUACAGAACAAGGUUUAAAUACGGAAUUGAAUGGCACCUCAGUUUCAGAUUUGUGUAUGUAAACAAGGCUUAUUUGGGGAAAGUGACCUGGAAGGACAGCAUCUGUGAAUAAUCCCUUGUUGUAAGCACAAAUUUUUCCAUGUCUUAUUAGUAAUAUCGCUUUGGAACUGUAACAGCCACUCUUGUCGCCUCUUUUAAUAGAAAAUUGUUCCAGCCUGAAUUUCUCCACUGGAGAUGAGGGCGGGGGGGAAUGAGUUCCAAAAACUUAGAAACUGGGGAGCCCUGACAUCUGGAGGAUUUCUAGGAUUAAGAGCCAGCUGUUGGAAACUGGAUGUCUAGCGGUGUUUUGUUUUGUUUUAGCACAGAUGUAAGGGGUUAGGGUCCCCGAACAAGUGCAGACUGGGGGUGGUCUUUUGGGUUGCCACAAGCUGAGUCAAACACUUCAGGCUGAACCCCAAACUAAAAGAGAGCAUGGUGGCUUUUAUAAUCCAAGGGUACAGUGAUUAUACCAGCUUCGGGGAGUUCUCAGCAGGUGCUUUUUAUUAAUUGACACAGAGCUAAGGCUCGUUUUUGAUAGAUAAUAUAUAUUUAUUAAAUGUAUUAAUGUGUUUUAUAAUGUACCUUUAUCUUCCCCUGGCUGACUUGCAUACUUAUAAAAAAUCAUUCAGAAAUUUCAAGACAAUCAGUGUGUACCAUACAUGACUAUAAAUAUUACAAAUUUAAAAGGUUGUUAAGCAUGAGCAGAUAGGUUUUAUUUUCAAAAUGCUGUUCUUAACACAAAAAAAUAAAGGCUUUACUAUUUACUUAA